This is a messenger RNA of Podarcis muralis (Common wall lizard), 681 nucleotides long. The record is from RefSeq and is a predicted model, not a curated record. Lineage: Eukaryota; Metazoa; Chordata; Lepidosauria; Squamata; Lacertidae.
AUGCCGUGUCCCUCCAACUCCUUUCCAAACCCAUCGUGCCCCAGUUUCUGUUCCGAGCUGAAACGUUGGCUGUUCUUCUUUGGAUCUCCCACUCUGCUAGGCCCUAAACAUCUCCUCUUGUGUAACAGGCAUCCCUUAUUCCCGCUGCUGGCCCUGGUCUUUGAAAAAUGUGAGCUGGCAACCUGUUCUCCCAGGGACACUUCUGGCUCCUACCCGGGAGGAGACGUCUGCUCGUCGGAUUCCUUCAACGAAGACAUUGCCGUCUUUGCCAAACAGGUUAGGACAGAAAAACCUUUAUUUUCUUCCAAUCCUGAGCUGGAUAACUUGAUGAUCCAAGCCAUUCAGGUUCUGAGAUUCCACCUUCUGGAAUUAGAAAAGGUACAUGACCUCUGUGACAAUUUCUGCCACCGCUACAUCACUUGCCUGAAGGGGAAGAUGCCCAUCGACUUGGUCAUCGACGACAGAGACGGGGGCUCGAAAUCCGAUCUUGAAGAUUUUGGCGGCUCCUGCGCCAGCCUCUCCGAUCAGAACAACUCUUGGAUCCGGGAUCACGAUGAGACGGGAUCCAACGCACUCUGGGACCGCCGGGACCUUCCAGCGGUGGGAUCGCGUCGGCAGAAGCGGCGAAUAACUCCCAGGACAAGAGCUGAAAAUCCCGACGACGACGACCCUGUAAGGUAG